This is a messenger RNA of Panthera uncia (snow leopard), 1395 nucleotides long. It is a transcript of the gene LACRT, whose product is annotated as lacritin. The coding region runs from base 1023 to 1382 and encodes 119 amino acids. Gene Ontology annotation, cellular component: extracellular region. Lineage: Eukaryota; Metazoa; Chordata; Mammalia; Carnivora; Felidae. The record is from RefSeq and is a predicted model, not a curated record. The transcript has 5 exons.
AUUGUUGAAAAAAUGCUUUGCCAUGUAUUAUCUCACUUAAUUUCCAUCACAGUUUUGUACAUAGCAGCUGUAACUCCCAGACGACAGAUGAAAACCCUAAGGUCUUCAGUAUAUAGCAAUGUACCAUCCUGUGUAUAUGCCAAAGCCAGAACUCAAGAUCCAGGCCUUUUGAAUGCCAGCUCAAGGAAGGAAGAAAUCCCAAGUCAAACACAAUUAUCUGCUUCUCUGGGUUGUUCACACCAUGGAUCAGCUCCCCACUUGAAGGAAGAACCAAGUUCCAACUUCAGUGAACCACCAUUGUCCUGUAAUCAGAAGAUCCUCUGAGAAACAGGGGCUCCCAUCAGUUGGGCCUGAUGAUAGAGGUUGACAGGGGUCCAUCUGAGGGUUAGGAGUUCCUCCUAGGGGUUAGAUAAUAACUUCAAGAGCAGGAGACAACUCCAGAGAAGUCAUUCAUGCCUCCAAACCCGUCCCCUCAAGAGGAGAAAGGAACCAUGAACUUAGUCCCCAGAUGUUCUGAGUGUGGCCUCCUGGGGAAGGAAGCUCACAUAGUCUGGGGAAACCUUCAAGCCCCUGCACGGAGUCCUGUACAGAUCGAGGCAAAAGGUAGACAACAUGAUCUUACAAACACCCAACCUCCUCCUGGGGGAGACGCCAGUCCUAUUAAUACCAUCAACAGACACAUUCUAGAAUCUCCCCAAACAAAAUUUGCUCUGCAUCUGGUCCCUGAGAUCCCAAGGAUGUGAAGCCAGAGGGCAAAUAGGAAGGAGAAGGAAGGGGGGAGGAAAAGGAUGGCUGGAAGUCAGUAGGGAAAGGAUGCCAGCUACUAGCCAGCCCCAGAUAUCCCUUGUUGACUUAGCAAGUGACAGUCUGGGGAAGAAGGGGAGGAGGACACAGAAGUCACACCCCUCCAAACUUGAUUCCCAUUGGCCCUCGGGAUCCUUAAAAGGGCCCAGGAGUAUCUGCACUGGUAUUCCUGGACCCUCUGAGGAUUCUGUGGUUAUACUUGCUUCUCACUCCACAGCAUGAGAUUCUCAGCUCUCCUCCUCCUGGCAGCUCUGGCUGGGGCCCUGGUCUGUGCCCAAGAUGCCUCUUCUGAUCCCACCGAGGCUACUCCGGGGACUGUGGCCACUGAACCUGAAGUGACUACAUCUCCAGCGGAAACUGUUUCACCCCAAGAGACACCCCAGGAACCAAACAGCGCCACCACAAGUAAAGAAGGACUAAACCCACUGAAAUUCCUGGUGAGCAAAGGUAGCUUGGUAGCAGAACAUGGCUUUCAAGAAGCAAGAAAAAAACUGCGUGAAGGAAAACUUUAUGAACGUGGAGUUGAAUUAGCAGAAAAACUGAAGAAAUUCGUUCCCAGUUCCUUUCUUCUAAGUUGAAUCUAAGAAUUUG